Molecule: messenger RNA, 798 nt
Organism: Fundulus heteroclitus (mummichog)
Lineage: Eukaryota; Metazoa; Chordata; Actinopteri; Cyprinodontiformes; Fundulidae
Product: proteinase-activated receptor 2-like
Exons: 3
Coding region: 1-798 (265 amino acids)
Biological process (GO): positive regulation of Rho protein signal transduction; phospholipase C-activating G protein-coupled receptor signaling pathway
Cellular component (GO): membrane
Molecular function (GO): G protein-coupled receptor activity
Source: RefSeq, a predicted model, not a curated record
AUGAAUUGGAUCACCAUUGGCAUUGGGCUUCCUUUUACUCUAAUUGUGAUAGUUGCCGUUUUUCUACAGGCGAAAAAGUACCAGGAUGUCCCGGUCUAUGUCAUCAACCUUCUCUUCUCUGAUAUCAUUCAGUUUUGCUGCAGAAUUCCAUUGGAUUUAGAAGGGCAUGAGUUUAUUGGUCGUUUCAUCUUGUCUAUUGGUUUAAUGGCCAGUGUUGGAUUCAUGGUGUGCAUCUCCUUUGAAAGGUAUUUGGUCGUCACCAAGCCGAUGUGGUACAGAUUCAGGAGAAGCAUCAAGAUGUCCGUUGUGGUCUGCAUCGCGGUCUGGGCUCUUACUCUUCUUUUAAUAGUUACCGGUUACCUGGCAGCUGUUUCUUGGAAUUUGAAUCCUUUUACUUUAAUGAUAUGUGUUCUCCUCCUGCCCUUACCCGUCCUCAUCUUCUUCUUAGUUGGGACCGUUAAAGCCAUGUCUAAGGCCCGCAGUGUCCCAGCCGAUGAAAAACGACGAAUUGUAGCCAUUCAGGUUGUUGUGCUGCUAAUUUACACCCUGCUGUUCCUGCCCACGAUCAUUUUGUACCUGUUGUUGAAUUUUAUGAUUGUUUCGCUGCAUCUAAUGAUCAUUGCUUCAGUUUUUCUUUUUCUUAGUCCCCUUGCAGACACCACUCUGUAUUUUUUGAGUCGGAAAAGCAUCCUGGAUAAGUUUCUGGCUUCACUCUGUUCUUGUAAAGUAUCGAACCAUCAGGAGGUGAGCAGCAGGGAUCGUGAAAGCACGAUUCCAUCAACUACUGAGACUGAUUAG